Molecule: messenger RNA, 721 nt
Organism: Suillus fuscotomentosus
Lineage: Eukaryota; Fungi; Basidiomycota; Agaricomycetes; Boletales; Suillaceae
Product: cyclophilin-like domain-containing protein
Exons: 6
Coding region: 6-638 (210 amino acids)
Biological process (GO): protein folding; protein peptidyl-prolyl isomerization
Molecular function (GO): peptidyl-prolyl cis-trans isomerase activity
Source: RefSeq, a predicted model, not a curated record
GUAGGAUGGGUUUGCAGAAAACAAUUGUUUUGACAGGUGCAGGUGUCUUCGUACUUGUCGCAGGUGCAUCAUAUCUAUCUGACCAACCCAUGUUGAAUUCAUUUCUUCGUCGUUUCACGACCUCCGCGUCGACUGCGAAGCCUCUGUCUUCGCGGGUCUUCUUCGAUAUUGCCAUAGAUAGCAAGCCAUCCGGACGUAUAACAUUCAAGCUAUACGACGACGUCGUCCCAAAGACCGCGAAGAAUUUCAGAGAGCUUGCUACGGGCCAACACGGCUUCGGCUAUGCUGGAAGCACUUUUCACCGUGUCAUUCCCGCUUUUAUGCUUCAAGGGGGUGAUUUCACGCGGCACGAUGGAACAGGUGGGAAGUCGAUAUACGGCGAGAAGUUCGCAGAUGAGAACUUCAAGCUGAAGCACGAGAAGCCCGGAUUGUUGUCCAUGGCUAAUGCUGGCCCAAACACCAACGGUUCCCAAUUCUUCAUCACCACAGUGGUCACGUCGUGGUUGGAUGGCAAGCAUGUUGUCUUUGGUGAAGUAGAAGAUGGGAUGGAUAUUGUGAGGAAUAUUGAAGCUCAGGGCACGAGGAGUGGGCGCACAAACAGCAAAAUCUCUAUAACAGCAUCUGGUACUGUAGAGUGAGGACUUGUCUGCUCAACAUCUUACAGUGUCGACAUUUUUGCAUACUAGAUUUAUCGAUUGCUUAUUGAUGCGGCUACACGUGA